AAAAUGAAGUUGAAUUAUGUAGUGAAUGUAAACAACCAUAUAUUGAUUACCAGUGGUGCCAACAAUGUAGUACUAAACGAUUUCAACAAGAUUUUUCAAAGUGGACAAGUAAUAAUAAAGUUAUUGAUAAAUUUAUUCAAGAAGCACAACUGAAUGCUAAAAAUAGUUACGAAAUUUUAGAGUGGAUACCUUAUAACAAAUUAUCAAAUAUUAAUUAUCAUGAUAAAGGAGGAUUUGGUGAAAUUUAUAAAGCUAUCUGG
Rhizophagus irregularis DAOM 181602=DAOM 197198 is the source of this 260-nucleotide messenger RNA. NCBI's taxonomy places the organism in Eukaryota, Fungi, Glomeromycota, Glomeromycetes, Glomerales, Glomeraceae. The record is from RefSeq and is a predicted model, not a curated record.